Molecule: messenger RNA, 3092 nt
Organism: Mus musculus (house mouse)
Lineage: Eukaryota; Metazoa; Chordata; Mammalia; Rodentia; Muridae
Gene: Lrrc39
Product: leucine rich repeat containing 39
Exons: 9
Coding region: 220-1233 (337 amino acids)
Cellular component (GO): M band
Source: RefSeq, marked validated
GACAUGACUUUUCACUUGGUCACAGCCCGACAGAGUUUUAGUCAUUUGGAGCCACACUGGGGGAAAAAAAAAUCACCUUGGAUCUGAUUCUAGCUGAGAAUCAGGGAGCUCUGGGCAUGUUGGCUGCAGCAACCCCCUAUGGUCUUUACUGAGGUGUCCUGUGACUCAGCUCUUCAGAACGUAAUGAAGUAGAUGACUUGACUACAAUGUGGGAAAAUCAUGACAGAAAGUGCGGUUUGUACCGGGGCCGUCAGUGCUGUAAAGGAAGUCUGGGAAGAAAGAAUAAAGAAACACCAUGAAGACGUGAAGCGGGAGAAGGAAUUUCAGCAUAAGCUAGUGCGGAUCUGGGAAGACCGAGUAAGUUUAACUAAGCUGAAAGAGAAGGUGACCAGGGAAGAUGGAAGAGUCAUUUUAAGGAUAGAGAAAGAAGAAUGGAAGACUCUCCCUUCUUCUUUACUGAAACUGAAUCAGCUACAGGAAUGGCAACUUCACAGGACCGGAUUGUUGAAGAUUCCUGAAUUCAUUGGAAGAUUCCAGCAUCUCAUUGUGCUAGAUUUAUCUCGGAACACAAUUUCAGAGAUCCCCCGAGGGAUUGGACUGCUCACUAGACUUCAGGAACUGAUUCUUAGCUACAACAAAAUCAAGACUGUCCCCAAAGAACUGAGCAACUGUACCAGCUUGGAGAAGCUAGAACUGGCUGUGAACAGAGAUAUAAGUGACCUCCCACCAGAGCUCAGCAAACUGUUAAAACUCACUCACCUUGACCUGAGUAUGAAUCAGUUCACUACGAUCCCUCAUGCUGUGUUGGACAUGCCUGCCCUCGAGUGGCUGGAUAUGGGAAGCAACAGCCUGCAACAGCUUCCUGACUCACUAGACAGAAUGCGAAGUUUACAUACACUGUGGCUGCAGAGGAAUGAAAUAACAUGCCUGCCAGAGACAAUCAAAAAUAUGAAAAACUUGGGUACUCUUGUUCUCAGCAACAACAAACUACAAGAUAUCCCAGGCUGCAUGGAAGAAAUGACGAAUCUGAGGUUUGUCAACUUCCGAGACAACCCACUAAGACUGGAGGUGACGCUUCCUCCCAGCGACAACACAGAUGGAGAGGAAGAACAGGAGUUAUUUGGGCUGCAGUUUAUGCACGCAUACAUACAAGAGUCCCGGAGAACAGAAGACCAAGUCAACUGUCUGACUCAAAUGCCAAGCUCUAUACAUUCUGAUGGAGAAAGUAAUUGAAAGAGCCCUGCUGAAAAGGAAUACUUUGACUACUUGGUGAAUAUUUUUGUGAAUAUCGAAAUAUAAUUUAAAAAUAAUUUAAAUUUUUUUGUUUGUGGAAGACAAACGUCACGUUCAUGUUUCCUUUCAUUGAUGAUGUUUUUCCUGCGAUGACGGAUGAGCUGGUACGGCAGUUAAUAAUACGUUUUCCAGAGACACCAAUGGGUCCGUAUAGUACUGUAAGGCAGGACUGAAGCCUUUCUGCUGUAAAUACUGGAGUCUGCCUUGGUCAAUCAGCAGUUUACAAAGAUGUCCUAUUUUCUUCUUUUCUUCAACAGUAAGAAUCCUACAUGGAAUAAGCACACAAAAAUUUAAAGUUUGGUAAAAGUUCAUACCAAGUUUGGCCACUGCCAUUUACGAAGCUGCUAACUAGCCAACAGCACGUACUAGGCGCUAUGUCUGAUGCUUCUAAGACGCCUUUUCUUCUUUUUAAGAUUUAUUUAUUUAUUUUGUUUAUAUGAAUAACUGUCUUCAGACACACCAGAAGAGGGCAUCAGAUCCCAUUACAGAUGGUUGUGAGCCACCAUGUGCUUGCUGGGAAUUGAACUCAGAAACUCUGGAUGACCAGUCGGUGCUCUUGACCACUGAGUCAUCUCUCCAGCCCCAUCUAAGACUUUUCUUUAUGAUCACAAUUAAAAUAUGUUUUAGUUUAUUCUAAAAUUAGAAUGUAAGCUAUAUUUUCUAAAUUUUUGAUAACAGUCAUCUAAGGAAAAAAAAAAAGAAUCCUUCUCCUUCAGUUUUACUUUGUAUACUUGAUCUCAGCCAAAAGACUAAGAAACAACCAUUCGGUUUUAUUUGCUAUGGUUUCUCCUGGCCAAGGUCAAUCAGUGUGAAAAUAUUCAAUGGAAAAUUCUGAAAAUGAACCAUUGGUAGUGGCAUUCUGAGUAGCAUGGUGAAUCAUGGGCCACCCACUCCUUCCUAUCCGGGGAAUGAACCUGUGCCUCACACAUGAGCAUCCUUAGCACAGCCACACCGUGCUGCCCACUUGCUAGACGUUGUGCAGCCAUCUUGACUACCAGAUGGACAGAGUAGGUAAGUGCAAUGCUAGUGUGUGGGGUUCUGUUUUAUCUACGGUUCGAGGCAUCUGUGCAGUCUCACCCACAGGAGGACUAGUUUACGGGGAUAAAGUAUCUCCCUGUAGCAUGGUGUUUGUAGCUGUCGUCACUUACCCAGGCAAACUGUCAGUGUUGCCAUCUGUGAGUCUGUCUCCUCCAUCAUCGUGCUCUUCAUUCUCAUCCCUUUGAGCAUCUUUUCUCUCUGGAGUAACAUCCGAGCCUUCCAACGAUGUCCUCAUUCCACACGUUGCCCAACUACUCAUUCUCUGGAAAUAGUAGAACUCUACCGCCCCAAGUCCAAGAGCCUUGAAAUACUCUUUGCCCACAUAAUGUCUCCAGUCACACCUGUGGUGACAACAGAGCGCAAUCACAAUGCCAGCCACCGGGGUCCAUGUCUCUGGGACAUCUUUUUCACUUCCUUCCUUGGCCAAAGUGUUACUUUCUUUUUCUGUCUUAUCAUUCUUUAUGCGUUUGGCUAAAGGUUCUUCAUCCUUUUCCUCAAAACUGGCAGCAUAGGUUUCAACCAAACAUCGUAAUGCAACAUCUGCAAACACAAUCAUGUGCCCCCACCAAACCGCAUCAUCUUUAAAGUUCAGUAAGCAGUAUGGCUAGUGCAAAACAUUCUUAACACACAAACCAGCAAAAAUCUACUUAGCUAUAUACUGUAACAAUUCUACCAGAUAUUAUACAUUUUUCUCAAAUUUUCCAUCUUAAUUUUUCUAGUGAUUUAUUUGCCCAAUAAAAUUAUUUUAAAUAAAAUUAAAA